Molecule: messenger RNA, 1153 nt
Organism: Cloeon dipterum
Lineage: Eukaryota; Metazoa; Arthropoda; Insecta; Ephemeroptera; Baetidae
Exons: 4
Coding region: 335-781 (148 amino acids)
Source: RefSeq, a predicted model, not a curated record
CAACUAAACUAGCCGUCAGUUGAUCGGCGUGUGUGUGGCAGCGGAGCGCGCAGCAGCGGAUGUUCUCCCGCGCGCUGCGCCUCACGUAGAUUAUACGUUUUGCAUCAUCUUCUGCUCCCAACCAUCCAGCCGUGCUCCAGUGUUCGCAGCCGCUGCCCACAAGUCGGUCCGGUCCGACUUCGCUUUUUGUGUGCGUGCCACUGACCGCUGCUUCGGACUUUGAAACUCCUCCGGGGAAAAGACAAGACGACGACCCAUCAUCGACACGUGGAUUCCACGGUCCCACUUUCUUGGAUAUUUUAGGUAAAAUAUGUUCUGAUUGCGAGCCGAGAGGAUGGAGGGCAGACUGAACGUUGUGCUGGCCGCUGCCUUGGUUUUAUCUCUUCUUCUAGUCAGCCCCGCUGCAGGCAUGGAGUGCGUGCAGUGCAAUUCCGUGAGUUCUUUGGAAUGCGUGUCGUCGCCGCCUGCACCGAAAGCGUGCCCUUCAGAGAUGAAAUACUGCAUCACUGUUAAGGAGACUCGCGUUGAAGACGACUACUUGACGCUGCUGACUCGGGCCUGCGUUCCCGUCGACCUGGGCCUCAAGUGCAUGGACCACCAGUCGAGUCCGAACGGCGAGUCGAUCAAUGUGUGCCGCGAGGUGUGCCAGUCCAGUGGCUGCAACAACGAACCCUACAAGGGUGACGAGGAUCACGAAAGUGGGGCGGCUCAGCUUUCGACGCCGCUUUCAUGCCUGCUCAUCACUUGGGUGCUGAUGCUGAUGCGCUGGGCCGCCGCCUGAAUGGGCCUCGUAAACACGAGAGUGAACUAUGUACUUUUGUGAAAGAGAGGCAGUCAAAGAAAUGCGCAGGGAGUGACGGUGAGAUGUUGAAUGUGGAGCAGGCCAAAGUCGAUUGUGGUUCAAAAUAAUUUCAAAUUUUAUUUUACUCUCCAAGGACAGUUGAACAUAUAUAUAUAUAGGUAGCACGCGUGUGUCCACUCUCUGCAUUUCGGCAAUAUCAAUCAAUUUGUGAAUUAAGACAAGAAUAUUGAGAAAAGGCACAGGAAAAGAGACGUGUCGUGUCUGGCGUCCCUUUCUCGACUAUCAAACACAUUUACUGUAAUUUAUUCUGGUAUACUCAUCGAGUAAUAAAUUAUGUAAAAUGACGCGUAA